This is a messenger RNA of Hevea brasiliensis (rubber tree), 1024 nucleotides long. Its product is annotated as protein LIGHT-DEPENDENT SHORT HYPOCOTYLS 7. The transcript has 2 exons. The coding region runs from base 103 to 642 and encodes 179 amino acids. Gene Ontology annotation, biological process: response to light stimulus; mRNA transcription. The record is from RefSeq and is a predicted model, not a curated record. NCBI's taxonomy places the organism in Eukaryota, Viridiplantae, Streptophyta, Magnoliopsida, Malpighiales, Euphorbiaceae. Gene Ontology annotation, cellular component: nucleus.
CUUCUCUUCUCCGGUCUAAAAAAUUAUUCUUUUCUUUUCUUAGCUUAAAAAAAAAAAAAAUCAAAGAAAAGCUAAGCUGCGGGAAACUGGCUGUUUCUGGUGAUGUCAAGCAGCAAAGGGAAAGAUAUAGCGGAAGGCUCAUCAAGAUCAGGUGGCGGUGGUAAUGCUACUGAUCAACAGAACCCACCUCCGUUGAGCAGGUACGAGUCGCAGAAACGCCGAGAUUGGAACACUUUCGGCCAGUACUUGAGGAACCAGAGGCCACCAGUUGCACUAUCUCAAUGCAACGCCAACCAUGUGCUUGACUUUCUUCGCUAUCUGGAUCAAUUUGGCAAGACCAAGGUGCACUUACAAGGGUGUGUUUUUUUUGGCCAGCCAGAGCCACCAGGUCCUUGUACUUGCCCUCUCAAGCAAGCUUGGGGUAGCCUCGACGCCCUCAUCGGCCGGCUGAGGGCUGCUUAUGAAGAAAAUGGUGGCUUGCCGGAGACGAACCCUUUUGCAAGUGGUGCUAUUCGAGUGUAUCUGCGAGAAGUCAGGGACUCACAAGCGAAGGCAAGAGGGAUCCCUUAUAAGAAGAAAAAGAAGAAGAGGAAUCCGAUGAAAGCUAGUGAUGAUCAGAGCUCAAGUUUUCCCAUGCAGUAAUCUUGAUUGAUUCCUGUGGUCCCUGGAAAAACAUUAUGGCCCUCAAAUUUUCAAAAGUCGUGCAUUCACCGUUACCAUUUUGGAGCUCCAUCUACUGUUCCCUGUGGAUUGAGUAGCUAGUUGUUGGUCUUUGCUAAUGGCUGAAGCACUGUAAUCUGUAGCUAAAAAUGAGAAAAAUGCAUCAAGUCGGUCAAGAUAAAACCAGGAGUUGAAAUGGGGUAAGUAAAAUUUUUCUCCUCCUCUGUCCAUUUAAUUUAGUUACUAUCUUAUCAAACAUAAUCAAGUUUGUUAUCAUCAUCAUCAUGUACUAUAAUUAUUCGAAUAUAUGUAUUAUUGAUCGAUCGAUGCGAAACUAUAUAUGUCCUAGUUUCAAUUUUCUCAA